AUGGAUUCUACUGGCAAGCACUGGGGCAGCAACAGCAGUGACGGUGGCGGUGGUGGCGGCAGAGGGAACAGAAGUCAUGGAGUGGCGAUUGACAGAGGGAUAGAGGAGGAGGGGUCGAUGCUGGGGUUGGCUGUAGAUUGGAGCGAGGAGGAAUGGGGGAGGAUGGAGAGGAGCGGAAGGGUAGGUAUGGAGACCCAAGGGAAAGAGAGAGGGGAGGAUAGAGGGGAGUUUUGGGUGAGGCGGCGCGUGGGGGGAGUGAGGAGAGCCGGGGAGAGGGUGGGUAAGGAGCAUGCGGUGAGAGGGAGGAGGAGAGCGGGCGGUAGAGGGAAGGACGGAGGGGUGAGCAGUAAGGGGUUGCAGGAAAGGAGGAGGAAGCGAGGGGGAGGGAGAGGAGGGGGUGGGGAGGGGAAAGAGGGGGGGCGAGUGAGGGAGUGUGAGGGGGUGAUGGUGGGUGAGUGGCCGGGAGUGGAUGGCCUGGCAGCAGUGGGGGCACUCAUGGCUGUGAGGGGGAGGCGAGUGAGGGAGGCGAAGAGAGGGGAGGGGGGUGUGGCGAAGGAGAAUGAGAGGGGUGGUGAUGGGGCUGCUGCAUCUUCAAGUGCAUGCAUGCCCCUUCCUCCUUCCUCCUGCCUUCUCCUUCCUUCCCACUCCCCCUUCCUCCCCCCUUCAAUCGUCCCCCCUUCCUCCCCCCUUCAAUCGCCCCCCCUUCCUCCCCCCUUCAAUCGUCCCCCCUUCCUCCCCCCUUCAAUCGUCCCCCCUUCCUCCCCCUUCAAUCGUCCCCCCUUCCUCCCCCCUUCAAUCGUCCCCCCUUCCUCCCCCCUUCAAUCGUCCCCCCUUCCUCCCCCCUUCAAUCGUCCCCCCUUCCUCCCCCCUUCAAUCGUCCCCCCUUCCUCCCCCCUUCAAUCGUCCCCCUUCCUCCCCCCUUCAAUCGUCCCCCCUUCCUCCCCCCUUCAAUCGUCCCCCCUUCCUCCCCCCUUCAAUCGUCCCCCCUUCCUCCCCCCUUCAAUCGUCCCCCCUUCCUCCCCCCUUCAAUCGUCCCCCCUUCCUCCCCCCUUCAAUCGUCCCCCUUCCUCCCCCCUUCAAUCGUCCCCCCUUCCUCCCCCCUUCAAUCGUCCCCCCUUCCUCCUUCUUCCUUCCUCCUUCUCCCUUCCUCCCUCUCCUUUCCCCUUCCGCUCUCUCUUCUCUAUCCCCUCUCUCCCCCUCAUCACGUGCUUUGCACCACUUAGCAUCACCUUUUCCACUCCCCUUCCGCGGCCCACACAUCCCCCACCAUCAACUCUCACAACAGCACACAUCUCCCCCUCGUCUACCUCCUGUGCAGAGGUGGGUCCUCGUCUCUCCCACCCGCCCUCCGCACCUCACCUCACCGGGGAGCAGCCAUGGACACACACCCGCGUGCUGCUCCUUCCCUCUCCCCAUCCUAACUACCACACCCCCUUCCCUCCCUUCCCUCAUCUCCACAGUUCCUGUGCAGUGGAGGGGCCUCAUCUCUCCCACACGCCCUCCGCGCCUCAGCUGGGGGCAGGCAUCGACUCGCACUCCCUCGUUCUGCGCAUGGGGCACCACACCCCGCCCACCCGCCUACAGGCAUACAUGUGA
Molecule: messenger RNA, 1596 nt
Organism: Closterium sp. NIES-65
Lineage: Eukaryota; Viridiplantae; Streptophyta; Zygnematophyceae; Desmidiales; Closteriaceae
Source: the annotation of a GenBank genome assembly